Molecule: messenger RNA, 1030 nt
Organism: Corythoichthys intestinalis (scribbled pipefish)
Lineage: Eukaryota; Metazoa; Chordata; Actinopteri; Syngnathiformes; Syngnathidae
Gene: gpx4a
Product: glutathione peroxidase 4a
Exons: 7
Biological process (GO): response to oxidative stress
Cellular component (GO): mitochondrion; nucleus
Molecular function (GO): glutathione peroxidase activity; phospholipid-hydroperoxide glutathione peroxidase activity
Source: RefSeq, a predicted model, not a curated record
CAUAACACGAAAGACGCGGUGUGCGGCUGCUUUGAUCAAGAUGGGCUCGCUGUUUUGAGCCAAAAUGAGACCGUUAUGCUUAAUGUUAACGUGCGCGGCUAUGGCCACCGGUGUAGUGACGAUGGUGAUGCUCGUCUACUUUCUCCUUUUCUCCACGGGCGCCCCGGUUGAAGACUCGAGCUCAGCCAUGUCCAUUUAUGACUUCUCAGCCACCGACAUUGAUGGCAACGUGGUCUCUCUAGAAAAAUACAGGGGCAACGUGGUCAUCAUCACCAACGUGGCCUCCAAAUGAGGCAAAACGCCCGUAAACUACUCUCAGUUUGCAGAUAUGCACGCCAAGUACGCUGAGAGAGGUUUACGCAUCCUCGCUUUCCCUUCCAACCAGUUUGCCAAUCAGGAGCCAGGCACUAACGCUGAAAUCAAGCAGUUUGCGGAGUCGUACAACGCUCGCUUCGACAUGUUCAGCAAGAUCGAUGUCAACGGUGCCAAUGCUCACCCGCUGUGGAAGUGGUUGAAGGAGCAGCCCAACGGCCAGGGAUUCAUGGGAAAUAGCAUCAAGUGGAAUUUCACAAAGUUCUUGAUCAACAAAGAGGGUCAGGUGGUGAAACGAUAUGGACCCAUGGAUGAUCCAAGUGUGAUUGAGGAGGAUCUAACUCCAUAUCUGACCGCCUAAAUGAUCAAUACAUUACCAUUAUGCCAGAAUGUGCCUUGUUUUCUCUGAGCGUUGACGGACGAGGGUUCACCUCGACCCCCGGACGUGUGACGAUCUGUUCUUAAAACCGCCUGACGGAAAGGACAGACCCGAUGCAACUGGCGUGCAAACCUGCCGGGGGUGAUUGUUGAGCUUUUGUUUGUUUUGUGGCUCGGGGAGAGAAGGCACAUGGCAAAAAGAUGACAUUUAGGUUUUACAUAAUAACACUGGAAUUGAUCCUCAAGUGUGAGGAGAAGCACUUCCUAAUCAAACUAAAAGUACACCCACUGGAUAUAUCCCAUUGAAGACUGUUGACUGACAUGUAUGUACAUCAUUGUG